GAAAAGGAGGAAGAGGAAGAAGAAAGAGUACGACGCCAGAAACUGAUAAAUUCAGUGUAAUAAAACGAACUGAGAAAAAGGAUAGAGUUAGUAUGUUGAAGAUAUUUCGGAAUAGUUUGAGAAAUUCAGUGAAAGAAGCUGAUAUAAAAGAAGAGGAAGAAGAAGGAGAAGGAGUAGAAGAGGUGAAGAAAGUAGAUGAACAAGGAGAGGAAAUUAUGGAGAAAGAGGGACCUAACUGUGUACAAGGCCAAGAUAACAUAAAGACAAUGGACGGUGUAGAAUUCCGGCAACGGGGCAAGGAGAUGGUUGACUACAUAGUCGACUACCUGGACAACGUUGGGUCGAAACGCGUCUCCCCCGACGUCAAACCCGGGUACCUGAGACCCCUGCUGCCUUCCCAGGCACCCCAAAACCCCGAACCCUGGGACGACAUAAUGCGGGACGUUGAGAGCAAGAUUAUGCCUGGCGUGCUACACUGGAACCAUCCCCACUUCUUUGCCUACUUUGCCAGUGGCAAUUCGUACCCCACCAUAUUGGCAGACAUGUUGUCCGAUGCCCUUGCAAUGAUGGGCUUCUCAUGGGCUGCCGGCCCUGUCUGCACCGAAUUGGAAAUCAUUAUGCUCGACUGGUAUGCAAAAGCAAUCGGUCUUCCAGAAGAAUUCAUAUCAACAACUGCAGGGAGUAAAGGCGGGGGAGUUAUACAGGGUUCAGCCUCAGAAUGCAUACUAGUUACAAUGCUGGCUGCCAGACAUCAUGCCUUGGAAUAUCUGCGACAACAGGAGAAGGAAAACAUCAAAAGAAGAAGAAGAAGACGCAGAAGAACAGACAACGGAGACCUACUAGUGGAGGAAGAGGAAGAAGAAGAAGAGGAAGAAGAAGAAGAAGAGGAAGAAGAAGAGGAUGAAACAGGAGAACAGAGCAGACUCCUUCACAAGCUGGUAGUCUACUGUAGCCGAGAGGCGCACAGCUGUGUUGAAAAAGCUGCCAAAAUCUGUUUGGUCAAAAUGAGAGUUCUGGAGCCGGAUGAAAGAGGAUCGCUACGGGGAGAAACAUUAAAACAGGCAAUGGACGAAGACAGGGCACGUGGUUUAACACCUUUCUAUGUGUCCUGUAUCAUUGGAUCAACUGCAUCCUGCACAUUUGACAACCUUGAGGAGAUAGGAGCUGUCUGUCGGAAUCAGGAAAUUGACUCGAGUCAGACUCAAGUCAAGUUCCACAGUCAGAACCAGACUGGAAUCAAGUGCCAGAGUCAAAAUACAGCCAAGUCUAAAAGCAGCCAAGAUUGCCAGAGUGACACUCCAGAGAUCAGAGUCAACUGCAAAAGUUGCCAAAAUCAGAUGAAUGGCAUCUCGAGUCAGAAUCUAAUCAAUUAUUGUAGCCAAGAAAUUGGAGACAAGUGUCCAAGCAAGCAAAAUGGGAUGCUUAGUGGAGUCAAUGAAGUCAGUUGUCAGAGUGAAGAAAGAGGGAAGAAUCAACAAGAAAUGAAGAGUCAGGUGAAUGGAAUUUCAAGUGAGAGUGAAAACAUGGGAGGCAACUGCCCAAAUUGUCCAAAUCAAGAAACCAGAGUUCUAGUGAAUGGAAUCGCAAGUGAGGAACAAGACAUCAGCAACUGCCCAAAUUGUCAGAGUCAAGUAACCAGAGGUCAAGUGAAUGGAAUCUCAAGUCAGGAUCAAGAUAUGAGUGACAACUGUCCAUGUUGUCAGAAUGAAGAAACCAAACUCAACUACCCAAAUCAUCACACCGGAAUAAUCAGUCCAAAUCAACCCCAAAUCAACAAUCAAUCCAAAUCAACAACCAGUCCAAAUCAGUCCCAUAUCAAGGCCAAAUAUCAAGAAAGCGCAAACAACUGCAAAAGUUGUCUAGUAAAUGGAAUCUCAAGUCAAAAUCAAUCAAGCAGAUACAAUGAUUGCCAAAGUCAGAACCAAUUCAAAUAUCCAAGACAGAAUCAAUCAGGUGGAUCAAAUUGCCAGAAUCAUUUGUCUGGAGGAAUCGCAAGUCAGACUCAUCAACAGAGGAGUCCAAAUCGAUCAGGUGGAUCAAAUUGCUCAAAUCAUUAUACUGGAGGAAUUGCAAGUCAGACUCAAGUACAUAAAACUGGUCCUCCGGUCUGGAUGCAUGUGGACUGUGCCUAUGCUGGAAGUGCCUUCCUGUGCCCUGAGCUGAGACCCCUGAUGGCAGGCAUUGAAUAUGCUGACUCAGUCAAUACCAACCCCAACAAGUGGAUGCUCACAUGUUUUGACUGUUCCUGUCUGUGGGUCAAGGAUAAGCUGCGCCUAACCCGCGGCAUGGACGUGAACCCCAUCUACCUGCAGCAUGACUAUGACGAUCAGCUGAUCGACUUCCGGCACUGGCAGAUUCCGCUGAGUCGGCGCUUCCGCUCACUCAAACUGUUCUUCCUGUUUCGCAGCUACGGCAUUCAGGGCCUACAGAACUACAUUCGCAACCACAUACAACUGGCCAAGUACUUCGAGAGCCUUGUGUUGAAGGAUGCCCGCUUCGAGAUUUGCAAUGAAGUCAAGUUGGGAUUAGUCUGCUUUCGACUGAAGGGCCCUGACCUAUGGACUCAGGAGCUAUUGGCCAAAAUAAACGCCUCGGGUCGUAUUCACAUGAUUCCCGGCGUGCGACGAAAACGCUACUUCAUCCGAUUUGCAGUCACAUACGAACAUGCCAAGGAAGAGCACAUACGCUACGCAUGGAAAGUGACAUCUCACUACGCUGACACCGUUUUAGAGAAGAUGACAACCCCGGUUGCGGCCACACAAGGCGUUCACACAACGCCACGGCCCCGCCUCUCCUCACGCCAGCACUCGUUCACACGAGGCGUUUCGCGUGACGUCUACAAGGCGCGGUCUACUAGCCUCUAUGACGGCGUCAGUCCGAUUCCAGUGGUGGACGACGACAAUGAUGAUGACUUGAAUAACAAUGUAUUUGAGGAGGCGUUUGCUGCAAAAAGUGUUUAGAAAAGGGGGACAAAAGUGUCUGAAACGAGGGAAAAAGUGUCAAAAAUGGGGGAAACAGUUGUAUGAAAUGAGGGGGAAAAGUGUCUAGAAUGAAGGGAAAAAAUGUCUAGAAUGAGGGGAAAAAAGUGUCAAAAAUCGGGGGAAAAGUAUCUGAAAUGAGGGGGAAAAGUGUCUGAAAUGAGGGAAAAAGUGUAUGAAAUGAGGGGAAAAAAGUGUCUGAAAUAAGGGGAAAAGUAUGUAAAAUGAGGAAAGAAAAGUGUCUAAAAUAAAGGGGAGAAACGUAUCUAAAAUAUGGAGAGAAAAUGUCUAAAAUUAGGGGAAAAAGAGGGAAUGUUCCUAUAAAAUCUGCUGAGCAGACUCCUAUGUUAUUUAUUUUGAUUACUAUUUAUGCUUUGAAAGCAGCUUCAUUUCAUUUUGUAUUUAGUCUUAAAAAUUAGCUUAGCCUCGUUUUGUAUUAUUUCAGCUUAAUUUUGUUACAUUUAUGUUAUACUAAUCAUUGUAUAAUUUAUAUAAUCCACUUUCGCAUAUUAUAUAGGCUAAUUUUGUUCCAGUUUUUAUUGACAAUCUUUAUUGGAUUACAUUGAAUGUUCUUAUUUUUUGCUGAGGGUGAUGAGCACCACAUGAGCACAAGGCUUGUGCGUGGGUAAUUGAGGUAGUUAAUGUGGAUCUAAAAAUUAAAUGAGAGAUUGAAUGAUUAAAUGGGAGAUUAGUUUAAAUCAUGAUCAUAAUUAAAGUAAGAUUAGGAUGAUUAUAUAUCAAGUAGUUGAUGAGAAUCUAGAAAUUUAAUGAGAGAUUGUAUGAUUGAAUGAGAGAUUAG
This is a messenger RNA of Nilaparvata lugens (brown planthopper), 3777 nucleotides long. RefSeq lists its product as uncharacterized. The record is from RefSeq and is a predicted model, not a curated record. NCBI's taxonomy places the organism in Eukaryota, Metazoa, Arthropoda, Insecta, Hemiptera, Delphacidae. Gene Ontology annotation, biological process: amino acid metabolic process. Gene Ontology annotation, molecular function: carboxy-lyase activity; pyridoxal phosphate binding.